GCUUAUUGAUUGAGUAUAGAUUCCCAGUGCUGUCAGUCUCACCCAUCCUUCUAUCCACAUGUGUGGAAUGUUCUAGGACUCCAUGACUUUUGAGGAUGUGGCUGUGAACUUUACCCAGGAGGAAUGGGUUUUGCUAGAUUCUUCUCAGAAGAAUCUCUACAGAGAAGUGAUGCAGGAAACCUGCAGGAACCUGGCUUCUGUAGAAAUCAUGUGGUACAGAGACUGUGUGAAAGCAAAGAAGGUAGUCAGUAUGGACAAGUUGUCAGCCAAAUUCCAAAUCUUGAUCUGAAUGAGAACAUUUCUACUGGAUUAAAAAAAUGUGAAUGUAGUGUUUGUGGAAAAGUCUUUGUACAUCAUUCCCUCCUUAUCAGGCACAUCCUAGCUCACUCAGGAUACAAACCAUAUGGAAAGAAGCAAUACAAAUGUGAACAGUGUGGGAAAUUCUUCGUUUCUGUUCCAGGUGUUAGAAGACACAGGAUAAUGCACAGUGGAAAUCCAGUUAUAAAAGUACGAUAUGUGGGAAAGCAUUUUAUUUUCUCAAUUCAUUUGAAAGAUAUCAGAGAACUCACACAGGAGAGAAACCCUAUAAAUGUAAACAAUGUGGUAAAGCGUUCACUGUUUCCGGUUCCUGUCUAA
Piliocolobus tephrosceles (Ugandan red Colobus) is the source of this 636-nucleotide messenger RNA. RefSeq names its product zinc finger protein 669-like. Gene Ontology annotation, cellular component: nucleoplasm. The transcript is spliced from 2 exons. Gene Ontology annotation, biological process: regulation of transcription by RNA polymerase II. The coding region runs from base 124 to 636 and encodes 170 amino acids. Gene Ontology annotation, molecular function: RNA polymerase II cis-regulatory region sequence-specific DNA binding; DNA-binding transcription repressor activity, RNA polymerase II-specific. The record is from RefSeq and is a predicted model, not a curated record. Lineage: Eukaryota; Metazoa; Chordata; Mammalia; Primates; Cercopithecidae.